UCUCAACGCUGCUAUCCCGACCGAUCCCGACCAUCUGAACGAUCUGAACGAUCUGCAUCAUGUGAACUGGCAUAUGUAUGUAACGACCAGGCUAUUGGACAUCUGGUGAUGUGUAUGCAUGGCUGAAAUCCGUGACGACAGUGCAUUGGAUAGCCCUGCAUUUGAAGUUCGGUUUAUAGGGGAGUCAAAGGGCAAAGGUUUGUUUGCUGUGAAGCCCUUCAAAGCAGGUGAUGUUAUAUUUGAGGAGAGACCCUUGGUUUGCUGUCAGUUUGCAUGGAAUGCUGCAUAUGGUUAUCUAGCAUGUGAUUUUUGUAUGAGGCCACUUGAGGGAGCUGAGGAAAAUGUACGAAGACUUACAGGCAAGAAGGAUAUUGUGUUGCCAUAUCCCCACUGCUGUCCAACAAACAGGAACUCCCACACUCAGUGUCCAUCAUGUGGGGUAUGGUACUGCAGCAGCACCUGUCAAGAGCAAGCUUGGAACCAGUACCACAGGACCCUCUGCCUUCAGUCACAUUCACACCAUCCUAACCAUCCUUUGGAGCAAUUGAAUGGAGCUUGGAAACACAUGCACUACCCUCCAGAAACUACUUCAGUCAUGCUUCUGGCUCGAAUGAUUGCAACAGUUCAGCAGGCAGAGGACCCAGCCAAUGCCUUGCACUUUUUCAUGCAGUUCUGUCAUCGAACUGUGAAUGAGGAGCAGGAGAUAGCGCACAAAUUGCUGGGAGAGCAGUUCAAAGGACAGAUGCAGGUGCUGCAGGAGCUGAUGGUUAAGGCACUCUAUAGUGACAGUGUACAACAGUGGCUCUCACCAGAUGGAUUCCAGUCUCUUAUGGCAUUAGUGGGAACCAAUGGCCAAGGUGUUGGUACGAGCCCGUUUAGUGAGUGGGUGAAGAAGGUGUCUGAACUGGAACUAGCAGCAGAUGAGAAACAGCAGCUGGAUUCAUUCAUUGACAAAUUGUAUGAGGAUUUAAAUGAAGAGGUUGGUACUUUCCUUAACAAUGAGGGCUCUGCACUGUAUGCUUUGCAAAGUGUUUGCAACCACAGCUGUGAUCCUAAUGCAACACCCACCUUCCCACAUAGUAAUUUCCAGCUGGCCAUGUGUGCUGUGAGAGACAUAGCUCCAGGAGAUGAGAUUCUCAUUAGCUACUUAGAUGAGUGUGCCUUAGAAAGGAGUCGACAUAGCAGGCAGAAGUUACUAAG
Messenger RNA from Cryptotermes secundus, 1200 nucleotides. It is a transcript of the gene Smyd5, whose product is annotated as SET and MYND domain-containing protein 5. Gene Ontology annotation, molecular function: protein binding; histone H4K20 methyltransferase activity. Lineage: Eukaryota; Metazoa; Arthropoda; Insecta; Blattodea; Kalotermitidae. The record is from RefSeq and is a predicted model, not a curated record.